Messenger RNA from Hyposmocoma kahamanoa, 958 nucleotides. RefSeq lists its product as uncharacterized. The annotation marks the transcript as partial. The record is from RefSeq and is a predicted model, not a curated record. The transcript is spliced from 2 exons. Lineage: Eukaryota; Metazoa; Arthropoda; Insecta; Lepidoptera; Cosmopterigidae.
AAUGAAAGUCCAUAUAAACGAUCUGAUGCUACAAAUUUAUUAGCACCUGAAGCAAAUGCUGCCAAGACCGAUUUUCUUACCCCAACUAAACAAAAGACUACGUCCGAAAUUUAUUACACACCUUCACAUGAAAAAAAUCAUGUUUCCUUAUUUAAAACACCAGGAAUUCCUGUAUCCCAAAAGAAAUUUCAGACACCUUCUACAAAAAGAUCAUUUCAACAUGUUGUUAGUCCAGUUGCGACAUAUAUAAACAAAUGCCCAGUUGUUCCUCUUGUGAAAGAUGUCAGGCCUAAGAAACCACUGGUUGCAACUUCAUCUAUUCCCAAACCUAUUAAAAGUGUUUUGAAAGCUAAUAAUAAAGAGAACGUUAAACUACCAUCAUUUGCAUAUAAAGCUGCAAAGGAGACUAAAAUGAUUGACAUUCCUGAUGAAGGCAAAUUACCGCAAAAUCAAUGGGCAAAGCAACUGGUUUCUUCCAUCCCAAGAGCUACAGUGAUCAAACAUGAUCAUAGAGAAGGGUCUCUUAAAAAACCCCUGAAACAUCAUCAGGAAGACAGUUUUGCUGAUCUGUCUAUGCACCAAGCUGAUGUGUCCGUUUGUACCCAAAAGUGCGCAUUUAACAAGCCUAAAAAACUCUUGUGAAUCUUUAUAACUUUAAUUUUAUAUUGGAGGGUCUUGUCUGAGGAAAAUAAAUCCUAUUUAUGUGAUAUGCUUGAAACAUUUUUUUCACCUCACUAACUUGGAAAGGCUUUCUUUCUCAUAAGAAAUCUGCGCGCAAAAGCGUGGAAAAGGUUUUGGAAAUUCGAACUUGACGAUGGAUUGUUCUUUCGAUGACAAAAAAAACAUAAUAACACGUUCAACUACGCUAUUUGUCGUUCAUUUUCCUUGAUAUAGUGAGGCGAAAAGUUGUGUGUUUCGCUCGACAGCAAAGUUGUUUAGCGUCUCGUGUCUCGAAACC